ACCACACCAAACAUCUAGCAAGUUUCAAACUUCUUCUCUACAGCCAGCUUUUCAUUUUCACAAUGAGCUCCGUCAGUGAAGCAACUACAAAAUUUGCCCUUGACUUUUUCAAAGAACUGAACAAAGAUCGUCCAUCUGACAAUAUCAUCUAUUCUCCUUUGAGUAUCUCAGCUGCCCUGGGCAUGGUCCUUUUGGGGGCCAGAAGUAAUACUGCCACCCAGAUAGAAAUGGCACUUCACUUCCUUCAAUUUGCAGAACAUGAAAAUCCAGGAACAGGAAGCUCUUCUGAAGCAACAAGAAGUGAUGACAAUUCAGAGAGAAGUCACAGACGACCUCUUCAUCCCGGACUGCUGGUUCCUGAUGAUCAGUGUGAUAUACCCGGAGGGAUUCAUUCCCAGUUUCAUGACAUCUUCUCAGCAAUCAACAAACCUACCACUUCUUACGAGCUGGCUAUUGCCAACAGACUGUAUGGAGAAAAGACAUUCAAUUUUCUUCAGCAAUACCUAUCCUGCAUACAAAAGUUAUACCAGGCAGAAUUGGAACCAGUUGAUUUUCAGAAUGCUGCAGAGGAAACCAGAGAACAGAUAAAUUUGUGGGUUGAAACCUUUACAAAUGGUAAAAUCAAGGAUCUCUUUGCCCCACACACUCUUUCUGCUCAGACUAUGUUAGUUCUCGUGAAUGCUGUCUACUUCAAAGGGAAAUGGGAAGUGGAAUUUAAGAAAGAAAAUACAGAAGAAAGACCUUUUCAGAUUAACGAGACUACAAGCAUACCUGUGCAGAUGAUGUACCAUAAGGGCAAGUAUAAAAUAGCUACGAUAGAGGAACAUAAUUGUCAGGUGCUUGAACUCCCGUACAAGGAUGGUGACCUGAGUAUGUAUAUACUGCUGCCAAAAGACUACACGGGUCUAACACAGCUGGAAGAGGAACUUACCUCUGAGAAAUUAACAACUUGGAUCAGCCCCUAUUAUAUGAAAGAAGAUGAAGUGGCGGUGUCUCUUCCUCAGUUCAAAAUUGAGACAGUAGCUCAACUCAACCAAUAUUUAGAAGCUUUAGGAAUAACUGAUGUGUUUAGCCAUGGAUCAGAUUUAUCUGGAAUAGCAGAAGCAGGUGGCCUGUCUGUUAGUGAAGCUGUCCAUAAAGCUUAUAUAGAGGUCAAUGAAGAGGGCACUGAGGCAGCUGCUGCAACUGGAAUUGGCAUAGGUGUGACCUCAGUCAGACCACAAGUAGAGUUUGUGGCUGAUCACCCUUUCCUCUUCUUUAUCAGACACCAGGAAACUGAAUGCAUUCUCUUCUAUGGUAGAUUCUCUUCCCCUUAAGAAAAUUUCUAAUUAACAUGAAUGAGAUUCUGGACCGCGGAACCAUGAUAUGGAAAAUACAAUGGAAAUGUUUAUUUUCUUCGUUUUUCUCUUUUCCUUCCACUGUAUCUAGCCAGUGACUCCAUAGUUAUAUACUCAUAGCAGGACUCAUGUGACAUUCUUUUGAUGAACGAGUCCUACAUUGUCUGUUUCUCUCCCUCACAAGCUUGCUUCUGGUUCCUACUUAAAGAAUGUCCCGUUCUCUCAGCACCUGAGGAAGGGCACCUCUGCUAAGUCCCAGCUCAAUAGGAAUCACCUUGAACCAGAGCUUUGAAAAUUACUAGUGAAGUAGAGCUAUGAAUUUUCUUAAUCAUCCUGAACUGAAUGGAUAUCGACACAAACAUUGACCAAACACUUGCAGUGGAGAACCUGGCCCAGAGUUACAGCAAUGUAAUGGUGAAGAAUCAGGCUCAUUGUUCUCAGCCAUUGUUAUUGCCCUUCUGUCACCUGUACUCACAGCGAGUUGUGCUUACUUCAUAAGGAAUCCUGCUGAAGUGAGUAGGACUACUGUGGAGGAAGGCACUGCUCAAUGUGAUGUGGAGCAGAGGGAGAAGGGAGAGCUGCAAAACAGAGUCUGAUUUCUUAGUACUUGAAUAUAAAGUUAACACUGUACACGGAUACAAACUCCUACAGACAGGGUGUGAAUUAGGGAUGCUGUGGGAACUUUGUACUUCCUGACACCUGCAUUGAUAAUUAACACAAAUGUUGCUGUGACCCAAGAACCUCUUAAUACCAACUGGCAAGGGGGUGCAGAGGAUUCCAGGUUCUCCUGACUCUCGAGCAAAAGAAUGUCACGUGAGGCCAGAAAUAAGAGUCGGUGUUGAACUAUUCAUCAAUAUUGUUAUGAAAUGUAUGUAAGAAUACUAUGUAAGGAGUGAUGUAUGUAUACGGAACAUAUGUUCUUAAAGUCUGUCUGAGGGUUGGUCACCAGCAAAGGUAAAAAACAGGUUUUUUGUCAGACAAGAGGUGUUUAGCCAUCUGUUUAUUUAGAUGUAAACUGAAUGUUGUCUCAUUCACAAUGGGUCUCCUAUCACCAGUCUGAACUGAAUGCAAAUGAAGGAUUGUGAGAACUUCAGAAUGGAACUAAAAGGAAGAAAAGAGCAGGGAGGGAGAACCUUAUCUUGAGGUGCACCUCAAAGGUUUGUUCUACUAUAUUUGGGGGGCAAAGAAGAUACCCAGGCAUCGCUCAGCUAGGAAGUAAAUGGACAGCAGAUUUGCAUCAUGAAAGUGGGAUCUCAGCCAGGCUGGGCUGAAAACACUGGAGAGAACUUUGGGUGAGAUAAGCUUCUUUAUCAGCAGGUCAACCUGUUAGUUAAGUUUAGUUAGUCUAUAGAAAGAGCGUUAUUUUGCUUUAUAUGUAACCAUUUGAUUCCAAUAUUCUUGCUCACUAUUACUUGAAUCUCUAGUCUUUAAUAAACAUAUUCUUGUUUUCACUAUAAACACUA
Messenger RNA from Chrysemys picta bellii (western painted turtle), 2800 nucleotides. Its product is annotated as serpin B4-like. Lineage: Eukaryota; Metazoa; Chordata; Testudines; Emydidae. The record is from RefSeq and is a predicted model, not a curated record. Gene Ontology annotation, biological process: negative regulation of endopeptidase activity. Gene Ontology annotation, molecular function: serine-type endopeptidase inhibitor activity.